Molecule: messenger RNA, 4426 nt
Organism: Scatophagus argus
Lineage: Eukaryota; Metazoa; Chordata; Actinopteri; Scatophagidae
Product: protein Atg16l2-like
Exons: 18
Coding region: 329-2170 (613 amino acids)
Biological process (GO): negative stranded viral RNA replication; autophagosome assembly
Cellular component (GO): autophagosome membrane
Molecular function (GO): protein binding
Source: RefSeq, a predicted model, not a curated record
AAAAAAAUCGUUUUGAUGACCGUAACGGCUUCACCGUGAGGAAGACCCGCGAGCGGGCGGUGAUUGGAUGACAGACCGGCAGCUGGAAGCACGAGCAUCCGCCCCGCCCCCUGUCAGAGUGACGAAUCUACAGGGAAAAAAAGUUGAAACAAACAACAACACAAACAAUCAUCAAGAAGAAGAAGAAAGAAAACAGCGACAGGGGUGACCAACAUGGCGGCGGUCAGAACAGCGCGAGCCCUAACACGGAGCUGUCUGUAACACCGGGGCGGCCCGUGAGCGUCUGUCUGCGGGGAAACGGCAUGAAGCAGCCCGGGCUUCGGGCAUCAUGGCCGCGGUGACCGUCAACACCCGCAGAGUCAUGACAGAUUCAGCCGGAGUGUCGGAGCGCAGCAGCCGAAGCUCGGGUCCGGGGGCCAGCGGUAGGUCGGCGGAGACCUGGAAGGGAGACAUCGUCCGCCAACUGAAGCACCGAGACCUGAGCCAGCACGUUAUGUUCCAGGACCUGAUCCGCUUCUACACUCAGCUGCUGGAGAAAACCAGUCUGGAUAAAAGAAUACUGAGCUGCUCCGUCAGACCUCCCUCCUCCGACAGCAGCCGCUCUGUCUCCUCUCUGCUUCAUCGGAACAACCAGCUGAAGACAACUACAGGAGAGUUGGCCUAUCAGGUGGUGAACCUGCAGCAGCAGAUUAAAAUCAAAGAAUGUGCUCUGGAGGAGCAACAUGCCAGACUGCAGGAGGAGGAGCGGCGGCUGGCGGGGGCGUUCGGUGCUCAGCAGGAGCUGCUGGAGCGGGUGGAGCGGGUGAAGGAGCUGAACGGGGCGUUGAAGUUGGAGUACGACACCCUGCUGGAGCGACAGAGAGGGGCGGAGACAAGACUCAGAGAGGAGAAGGUCAGAGGAGGACACCUGCUGGAGGACAUGAUUCACCUGAAACAACAGGCCGCCGCCCGCAUGAACAGCCGCAACGAGCGCAGGUCCAGGGCUCGAGAGGCGAAGCUUCAGAAGGAGCUGCAGACGGCCGCGAGGUCAGAGGUCACCGUGGACAGUCCAUCCAGCGCCCCAAACUCCAGAUGCACGUCUCCGAAGAACGAAAAACGCACCGAGUCCUCAGAGAGAGGACACACCAGGCUGUUCAGAUCGGCGUCGGUGACGUCGCCGAGGAUCCUCACCUCCAUCAAGGAGCUGUUUGACAGGAAGAGGCGUGGCCACUCAGUCUGCAGUCAGGAGGAGGAUCUGAUGUGUCCUGUAGGAAUCUGCCUGCAAGCCAGAGUCCCCGUCAGAGCUCUACAAGUACUGGAGGCCCAUGAGCAAGGCAUCAACACUGUGAGGUUCAGCUCCCGAUCAGACCUGUUGGCCACUGGAGGAACGGACAGAGUCGUCAAACUGUGGGAGGUCAGAGCAGGCUCGCUGACUCACAGAGCAACUCUGGACGGCAGCACAGAGGGGAUCACCUGCGUCGAGUUCGACUCAACGGACAGCAGGGUCCUCGCAGCCUCGUACGAUCAGUCGGCCUUGUUGUGGCAGCGGGAUCAGUCCAUUCCCAAGCUGACUCUAACAGGUCACAGGCGGAAGGUAACAGCAGCGAGGUUCAGCACUUUACCCCAUCAGGUGAUGACAGGCAGCGCAGACAGAACCAUCAGACUGUGGGACCUACAAAGAGCCGCCUGUGUGCAGGUAGUUGAAGUGGCGUCGUCCUGCAGUGACCUGGUCUGUUCUGAGAACUGUUUCAUCAGUGGACACUACGACAGUAAGAUCAGAGUCUGGGACACCAGGACGGUCGGCUGCCUUCAGGAGAUUCCUGCUCAGGGUAAAGUCACCUCACUGGACAUCAGCUCCGACCGUCGCCAGUUGCUCAGCUGUUGCCGUGACGACUGCCUCCAGCUGGUCGACCUAAGGAGGUGGAGCAACGAUCGCAUGUGCUUCAGGGCCGAGGGCUUUAAAUGUGGCAGCGACAGCACCAAAGCUGUGAUCAGUCCAGACGCUUGCUUCCUCGCCGCAGGAUCAGCUGACGGCGUCAUUUACAUCUGGAACGUCUCGACUGGAAACCUGGAGACCCUCCUUCCUGCCACACACAGUUCGUCCGUCACUGCCGUGUCCUGGUCUUCGUCCGGUGAAUACGUCGUCAGUGUGGACAAGAGCAGGCUGGCCGUCCUCUGGAGCGACAUCUGAAAUCAGCCGGUCCACGAAGAGGUCAUGUUGUCAUGGCAACGGCACACACAACAUGACUCACCUGAAAACCUGACAAAAAUUUAUAAGCUAUUUGUUUUUGGGAAAAAAGGGAUUUAAAACUUGAAAAAAGUGCCUUUUUUCAUUUGUUUUAUAGCGAAAAUGAGAGAAAAGGAUGGGAGGACACACUGAAUUUUUAUUGACAGUUAACUGUGUCAACAGUAAGAAGGGAAACCCGCAAUCACAGCUUUCCAUUAAAACUUUAAAACUUUCCUGAGAUGUUUAAAACAUUUUGUAGAGAAGCUCUCAACUUUGUUUUCAGACACAUUUCUUUUUGCUCUUGACCUUCAUCGGGGUCAUCGUUCAACAUCAAACAAGUUUAUGUUUAAAAAAACAAAAGGCUGAGGUAUAGAAAACACAUCAGGUUGCACUGCGGGCCCAGCAGUGGACAUGAAGUGUGUUGGGCCUGCGUGAUAUGCUGUUCAAAGUUAUGCCGACGAUACUGAAGCGUUCGUAUCUGCUCUUCUUCCUCCACCAUCGCGUUAGCAAACCUCACAGUCGCUAACAAACUGACACCUGUUAAUCUGACGGUCAGCUGGGGCUUCAUCUGAUUGGCCGGAGGGUGUGACCACAUGGUCGUCUAAAGCGCUGUGCCCAUAACUAAAACGUUCCUUUUUCUUUAUGUCUCAGGCGGGUUUUGUGUGGUGCUGAAUACAAAUAGAACAAUAAACAUGAUAAAGUGCAUCUUUUGGCAGGGGUGGAGAGGGUGUUUGGAAAUAUUUUGAGAACUUAUAAAAUACGUUUCCCAUUGGCUCACAUGUGUACACACAUGCAUUUCUUUUCCAAGUUGUCCCCUGACGAGCGUCACCAGCUGGACAUGUCGGUCUCACAGUAAAGUCGUCCUUUAAGCUCUAAAUGUCGCUGCACUUCUGGAGGAAGUUGUGCCGGAAAUCCCGACUCUGUUGUUAGCUGCAAAGCAGCUUCACCCCUCGAGAACGACGGUCAGCUGCGUUCAGCGCCGACCGGAUGAGGAGGAAGGUCAGGCUCACUCUGGUCUUCCUCCUGUCAUGAUGAGACUUCACAGCUCUGCAGCUCUCACCAUGUGAAAAUCAUCAUGUGAAAGCAGUGAUGUCUGCAGUAAUCCGGUGUUUGGCCUCUCGGCUUUGAAGACUGAAGUCAGCAGCUUCAAAGUGACGAGACGACGGCUGGAGUCCCAGCGAAUCCACCUCAAACACGCUGAUUUACAUCCGUUUUUAUCGUCUGUGUCAUCGCUUAGUGAAAGUGCUGAACCAAACGUCAGCCUCUCAGGUCCGGUUCUCAACAGCUCUCAUCCACACGAAGCUGAGCCGUUACUGGAGCUGACAGUUCAUCUGCAGGCCGACACACUUUCCACCAGACGGAUUUAAUACGCUGUGAAAUGAUCGGACCAGAAACAAACCGCUAACUUAUCAAAGUGUUGAAUGAAGCGCAGCAGCAUGAACAGGUUGUCUGACCCGCGCUGGGAAAAGUCAAGUUAAACAAAAGCAAAGUUCUGUCAUCACGUGAGUUAACUCGAAUUAGUCAACCAGCCGAUCUGACCUGCAGCUCGAGACGUUUGUCACGUCAGCAAAUGAACGCUACAAGGUGAGAGGUUUCGACCGACAGGAGGCAGAACAGGAGACCAGCGGGUGUGAAGAACCUUGUGUUCGCCUUCAAGCUGACAAAUAAUAUAAAUGAAUAAUGUUUGGUUGUUUUUUUGGAUGCUCUGGUUCAGAAAACGUUCACUGAGGUGGAACAUGUGGUCUGCUGGUGGUUUUACUGAUGUGAGGGCUCCUGCUGCCAGGUCACACCAACCUUCUGUUUGCUCGUCUGCUUUUCUUUUUGAUGCUGUCGUCUUGUCUGUCUUAUUUAUGUGGUGAAAUUGUUUUUCUUUUUUUUUGCUUUUGCUUACUUACCGUCACUUUUUGUCACCUUCAGGGGAUUUUAAAGGGAGCUUUGAAAGAAUAAACUGGGCUCAGGGCUGUUGAUGAGAAAACGAAAUCUUUAGGCAGCUUAUUCAGUCAGUGACUUUGUUUUCCGCCUGCUGCCGUCAGUCAGCCUGUCAGCCCAAACUGAGGCUUUAAUGACUAAUACGACUCCCUUCAUCCACAUGUUAACAUGAUGCAAACUUCCUGCGAGGUGAUUGGACAUAUUUUGGGUUUUGUUAAUGCCUUUGUCAACAAGUAAAACUCGAUUCAAAAAUAGAAUGACGAAUUAAUAAACAGUUUUACUCACAAAAAA